This is a messenger RNA of Tachysurus fulvidraco (yellow catfish), 8440 nucleotides long. It is a transcript of the gene hecw2a, whose product is annotated as HECT, C2 and WW domain containing E3 ubiquitin protein ligase 2a. NCBI's taxonomy places the organism in Eukaryota, Metazoa, Chordata, Actinopteri, Siluriformes, Bagridae. The transcript is spliced from 30 exons. The record is from RefSeq and is a predicted model, not a curated record. Gene Ontology annotation, molecular function: ubiquitin-protein transferase activity; protein binding. The coding region runs from base 831 to 5270 and encodes 1479 amino acids. Gene Ontology annotation, biological process: regulation of dendrite morphogenesis.
UGUGUGUGUGUGUGUGUGUGUGUGUGUGUGUGUGUGUGUGUGUGCACGCGCUGUGAGCUGCCACUGCAGGGGAAGACGUUGGGACAAGAGGGAGCGCCAACAUCAUCGGGUAUCUCUGUCCUGCAUUAACAUUCCGCUCAUGAGAAUCGGCGUGUGCUCGAGCGCAGACGGAGAGACGGGGUAACACACACACACACACACACACACAGACAAACGACGGAAAGAGCGGAGCAAUUCGGCUCGGUUCGGCUCAGCUCGGUUUUUUGAAUCCGCCAGUCGUGUCGUGAUACCAGGGCCAGGGAGGGACUGGUGGCUUCGUCUCCAGCUAUACCUGACUCUCACCCCAGUGUUGUGUUUGGAUGUUUUUCUUCUUCUUCUUCUUCUGGUUAAUUAAUUGCACAAUGCGCACUUUUCCCUCGUGAUCACUUCACCGACGCGCACGAGUUCUCUUUCAGGUUGUGUCUACUUCCUAUAAGUUGCAUGGCUGCUUAAGCAACGUCCACCCUGAUCCAAGUUUACCAGUCCUAAUCUGUGCCUUGUCUCUACCCCGGGAUUUAUACUGAUCAUCAGCAUCUAUAAUAACCCACAUUUCCACAAAACCUUCUUAACAGAAAUGUUCUCUUUCUGACAUCUGCCCCAAAACAAGAAGUGAGGAAUAAGAGCCUUCCUCAAGGGCCCAAGAGGAGCAGACAUAUAACCAUUACAGUCCAAUCUUUUUUGAAAAAACUAUCCAUUUUCCUGGCACUGUUCCCAUUCCAGCAGCAACCAUUCGGCCCUCACUUGCCACAGCGGUCCUGCCAUCCAGGCCCCGCUCCCACCAGGCGCCCAGUAUGGCGCCCCAGGGGCGGGAGCACCUGGUGGCGAGGGAGCAGCAGCAAGGUGCGCGAAGACGAAGCCCUCAUCUCCGACACACUCUGAGCCCUGAAAACCUGAGGAGCCUAGCAGAACGUGGCGGCACUGAAGUGGCAGCAGCUGGCACAGCAGGACUCACUCGCGCUAACAGUGACACAGACCUGGUCAGUUCACAGGGUCGCUCUUCCCUCACAGCUUCCACACUGGAGUUCACCCUCGGCCGUGGACAGAACCUGGUCAUCUCCUGGGACAUCAAAGAGGAGGUCGACGCUACUGACUGGAUCGGACUCUAUCACAUAGAUGAGACCUGUCCCUCAAACAUGUGGGACUGCAAGAACCGUGGUGUGAACGGCACACAGUGUGGCCAAAUAGUCUGGAGGCUGGAGGCUGGUCCGUACUUCCUGGAUGCUGAGACCAGAAUCUGCUUCAAAUACUAUCAUGGUUUGACUGGAGCUUUGAGAGCAACAACACCUUGCAUCACAGUCAAGAAUCCUCGAUUUUCGGCUGACAGCCAAGGAGAAGGACAGCUGACUUCAGACACGAGCCGAAAACUGCUCAGCUUCACCUUGUCAGAUAUCCGAGCUGUGGGAUUGAAGAAAGGCAUGUUUUUUAAUCCUGACCCUUAUCUAAAGAUGAGUAUUCACCCAGGCAAGAGGAGCGGCUUCCCCACCUUCUCCCAUCACGGCCAAGAGAGACGAUCUGGAAUUACAACCAACACUACAAACCCUGUGUGGCAUGGAGAGAGACACACAUUUGUGGCCCUGAUAACUGAUGUCCUAGUAAUCGAGGUUAAGGACAAGUUUGCUAAAAGUCGGCCAAUCAUUAAACGCUUCCUGGGUCAGCUAAACAUUCCUGUUCAGAGGCUGCUGGAAAGACACGCAUCAGGGAACCAGUCCCUGAGCUUCUCCCUCUGCCGGCGCUUGCCCACUGAUAAUGUAAGCGGUCAGAUGCAGUUUAAAGUGGAUAUCACUUCGACUAACCAGGACGAUGUCAACCCUGAGUCAAUCCUCGGGGCAGUAGCCCUUAAUGGACCCCCUGGUACCCCUUCAGAUGAUGAAGAUUUGCCUCAUCCUCUUCCUCUCCCUUCCGACGUUCUGUACCCUGCCCGCUCCCGUAGUUUCCGUCGAAAUGGUGAAGAAGAUGGUGCUCUAUCACCUGAUGCAGAGAUUAGCUCUGGUGCUCUGGAUGAAGAAGCUCUACCAUCCCUCAGCAUACUUCAUCGAACAUCAAGUGAGCAGCUCGAUGCAAUCGAGGCGCCCAAAGGACCAGGUGAGCGUCCGAUGGGUGCAGCAUCUCCAAAACUGAGCUCCAGCUUUCCUACCCACUCCCGCCUCAGUGACAUGCUCCACAUCGACUCUGACGAGGAUGAGGAGAGGUCUGUUGGUAUUGAUCCCAUACCACCUGCCCUGAACGGCCUCAGCAGAUGUCCUGUAAUGUUCCACAAACCGGAAGAUCUUGAGGAACUGAGGGGGCCACCAGAAGAAGUUGGGCUAGAGUCAGAGGUGGACACUUUGAGUUUAGGGACUGAGGUGGUUCUGAAGCCAGAGGUUUCAUCGAGUUCUGUGGCUCCACAAGUAGAGACAGCAAGUUUGUUGGAGAGACAGGAUGAAGGAGAGCAAGAAGAAGAAGCACUGGGACCCAGUGAGGAGUUGGCCACAGAGGUGGAUAUCUCCUCCAUGGCAUCUGACUGUGGCCCCAUGCCUAUGUCUGCUGUUCAGGAAGCAGAACAAGGGGCAGAGAUGGCUAUAGAUCCAGGGGGAGGAGAUCUCUCAGAUGACCCACCCACAAGCUACGAGGUCAUUGAUGCUGGAGGCGAACCUCCUCCGACUGAUGAUUUUGAACUACACACACCGCCUCCAGAGUUACUGGCCAAUGAGGAUGAAGACGAGGUGGAGGAGGACACCAUGUCUCGGAGGUGGAGUCUGGAGGCAACAGCUGGGGUGUCACAGGAGGAGGACGAGGAGGAGGAGCUAAUGCAUUCAGGUGAUGGCGGCUCCGUGGACUCUGAGACUUUUGCUACAGAUACAAACACAGAUCCAGGUCCUGCUCAGCUAAACGGGCAUCAACAAGUUCAUUCGCUUCCCUCUGUAAGACAAGACAUUCACCGGUACCAGCGUGUGGACGAGCCGCUUCCACCCAGUGAGUACUGGGAGGCUCGGAUAGACAGUCACGGCCGUAUCUUCUUCGUGGAUCAUGUGAACCGGACCACUACAUGGCAGAGACCCACAGGCCCUCCUGCUCCUCAGGGCUUAACCCGCUCCAGCUCCAUCCAGCAGAUGGAGCAGCUCAAUCGCAGGUACCAGAGCAUCCGCAGAACAAUGACAAGUGAGAGGAGUUCAGAGGAACAAACUGUAGACUUUCCUCCUGCCGAUGAUCUGGAAAUGCUUUCUCAUUCCGUGUCCGACUACCGAAGAGACGGAUCUUUGGCUCAGACCAGCUCUCACUCCCGUCUCUCCCUGCUGCUUCAGUCUCCUGGAGCCAAGUUUCUCUCCAGUCCUGAUUUCUUUACUGUGCUGCAUUCCAACCCUGGUGCCUAUCGCAUGUUUACAAGCAACACGUGUCUGAAGCACAUGAUCAGUAGAGUUCGGCGGGAUGUGCAGCACUUCGAACGCUACCAGCACAACCGAGACUUGGUCACCUUCCUUAACUUGUUCUCCAAUAAGCAGCUUGAGCUGCCACGUGGCUGGGAGAUGAAACACGACCACACUGGCAAGCUCUUCUUUGUGGAUCACAACUGCCGUGCCACAACAUUCAUCGACCCGCGGCUACCCCUACAGAGCUCACGCUCCAGCGGCCUCUUGGCCCAUCGACAGCGUCUGAGCCGCCAAAGGAGCCACAGUGCUGGCGAGGUACAGAUGGCGGAUGACUCUCGCUCCCCGAGCCCACCCAUGCAACCUCGACCCUCAAGCACGUUUGCUGGGUCCAGUCGGAACCAUUAUCAAGACCUGGUACCUAUGGCUUACAAUGAGAAAAUUGUGGCUUUCCUUCGACAACCAAACAUCUUAGAGAUCCUACAGGAGAGGCAACCGGAGCUUGUGAGAAACCAUUCCCUCAAGGAGAAAGUUCAGUUUAUUCGGAAUGAAGGUGCGGCUGGAUUGGCUCGGCUCUCGAGUGACGCAGAUUUGGUGAUGCUGCUCAGUCUUUUUGAAGAGGAAGUGAUGUCAUAUGUGCCUCCCCAUGCCUUACUGCAACCCAGUUACUGCAUUGCCUCCCCACAAAGCUCCCCUGGAACUCCUCGUGCAAAUGCUCGCGCACCUGCACCUUAUAAACGAGACUUUGAGGCUAAACUCAGAAACUUUUAUCGCAAACUGGAGACAAAGGGUUAUGGGCAGGGCCCGGGAAAAGUGAAACUGAUCAUCCGCAGAGAUCACCUACUGGAAGAUGCCUUUAACCAGAUCAUGUGCUACUCACGUAAGGAUCUGCAGAGAAGCAAACUGUACGUCAGCUUCGUAGGGGAGGAGGGGUUGGACUACAGUGGACCGUCCAGAGAGUUCUUCUUCUUGGUGUCCCGUGAGCUCUUUAACCCGUAUUAUGGACUAUUCGAAUACUCGGCCAACGACACUUACACUGUGCAGAUCAGCCCAAUGUCGGCCUUCGUGGACAACCACCACGAGUGGUUCCGGUUCAGUGGGAGAAUUUUGGGCCUCGCUCUGAUUCACCAGUACCUCCUGGAUGCCUUCUUCACUCGGCCGUUCUACAAAGGCCUGCUGCGUAUUCCAUGUGAUUUGAGUGACUUGGAGUUUCUGGAUGAGGAGUUUCAUCAGAGCCUGCAGUGGAUGAAGGACAACGACAUUGAGAACAUGCUAGAUCUCACAUUCACCGUCAAUGAGGAGGUGUUUGGUCAGAUUACAGAGCGGGAGCUGAAGCCUGGAGGAGCUGGUGUCCCAGUGUGUGAGAAAAAUAAGAAGGAGUACAUCGAGCGCAUGGUGAAGUGGCGCAUCGAGAGAGGUGUGGCUCAGCAGACAGAAAGCCUGGUGCGAGGCUUCUAUGAGGUUGUUGAUGUGAGGCUGGUGUCUGUAUUUGAUGCCCGCGAACUGGAGCUGGUCAUUGCUGGAACUGCAGAAAUCGACCUGGCUGACUGGAGAAGCAACACUGAGUAUCGAGGAGGUUAUCACGAUGGUCACAUCGUGAUCCGAUGGUUUUGGGCAGCGGUGGAGCGUUUCAACAAUGAGCAGAGACUGAGACUUCUUCAGUUUGUCACAGGCACUUCGAGUGUUCCUUAUGAAGGCUUCGCAUCUCUCCGAGGGAGCAACGGACCACGACGCUUCUGCGUCGAGAAAUGGGGCAAAGUUACUUCCCUUCCAAGGGCUCACACCUGCUUUAACCGCUUGGAUCUUCCCCCAUACCACUCCUUCUCCAUGCUUUAUGAGAAGGUGCUCACUGCAGUGGAAGAAACAAGCACAUUUGGUCUGGAGUGAGGAUCUUACACAGUCUCUUCUCACUGAUUGUGUUGUGUUUUUUAAAAUCUGAAACCUUUUUUGCCUUUUAUUCUAUAUCCCUAUCCUUAUCUCCAGUCUUAAUAAUACCCCACCCCACCCCACCCCCCUCUGCUAUGAAACCAGGAUUAUGUGACUAAUGCAUGACGGCUCUUUCUGGGACCUUUUACUUCUGGGUCUUCAAACACACAAACAUAUGGUGAAUGCAUUAGAUAUUGAGCAGGAACAUAAACACUAGUAUUUCUAGUUAAUACAGAAAUUCCUUCUUAUGCACAAAGCCUACUAACACAGUAAAUAGCGGUUACACUAAACUCCUCUGUAAACAUUAUACAGUAUUUUCACCCACUUUCACCGGAGAGAAGACAAAUCCACAGUAUACAAAAUAAACAGAUGAAUACAGCGUACUCACAUUUCUCACAUUACACCGAUCGGGUAGAUGAUUUGUGUUACAGCAAGUCGCUCAGCGCUGCUGUAACUGUAGAGCUUGUUCCUCAUCGAAACAGAGCGACGCCUUUAUUUAAAGAUGAAUCUUGGGUGUAAAACAGAUGAGGAAUUUAACCCACUUUUGUGGAUAUUGUGUUUUUCUGUUGUGUAUUAGUGGGGAUGAAUCUGUGCCACAUUUAAUUAGAAUUAUUCUAGACACAUUUUGCUUCUAAUGAAUACCUCUGUAGAAUAUGCUAAAAUGGCUAGAGAAGCUGUAAUUAUCCGCUGCGUUUGCACAGCGUGAUCUGUGUAACGGAAAACAACGAGCGAAGGUUUACUUCCACAGAACAAAUCGUGUCAGAACGGAAUGCCACCCACCUCGAAACGUGAUCCCUUUGUCUUUAUUGCUUUUGACUGUCUGCUGCCUCAAAUGAACCAUAACCAAACGUCAAGCACCCGUUUGCAUGUUAUUACAGAUUUAUCGUGAUCACGUUGCACUCCAGCAGCACUACAUUGCAACACAAUGAAGCUGUAAUGAAAGGGAAUCACGGUGCAGUCUCACGGUUCUGGGGGCGUGGAUGAGGUUACAUAGUUUUACAUCAAAACUUCAACACGUUUAUUCUGAGUUCAUCUCUAACAUUCAAGGUUUGCAUGACAAACAGCAAACCUCUGCCCCUGGUGCAAGUCUCUUUCACUGCUAAUUGAAUGUUGAGUUGUUAACAUAUAUUUGGCCAUAGAGUGUACUUAAAGGAAACCUCCAUGCUGAAAGACAUUAAUUAUCUUUAUAUUGACAUAUUUGAUAAUUGACAAAUCUGGUGCUAUUUUUUUGGUUGGUGCUGUAUUUAUAUUAUUUCUAUGAGAUUUUAGCGGCAAUCUGACCUCACUGAUGGGAGUGCUGGACAGGCUGAAGGGAUCAACGUACCGCUGCAUCACUGUCUCUUUGAUAGACUUGAAGUUAGGGCACUCAAACAGCAUAUAAUACUAAUAUUAAUAAUUUAGUUGUCAGAUGUCAAAUUCAGGAUUUCUUGUUAAAUAGUAAAUCCCUGCUCUUUGUUUCUCAGUUAUACAGAUGAUAUGCUUUUCCUUUUGCCUUUUUGCCUUUCUGUAUUGAUUGGAUUUAAAUGUGGCACAGAUCCCAUGCUGUACUUAAUACAUACACACAGGCUAAUAUUUUCCAGUAUCUUUCUUAUCGUAAUGCUGAACCCGCAUGUCAGUGUGUCUCCUGAGCCACGUUCAACAUCAUGUCCACCAUGAAAUUAAUGUCAGCAUUGCAGUUUUAACUUGUUCGUCUGUGGUUUGUGGUUUAGAGACGAAAGCAGCAGUGCUUAAUGGGGCCUUUGGAUGAUGUCACAUUUUUUUAAUUAAAUUGUGGGUUCAAAAAGCUCACAGUGUUGGAUGUAAAGUAGGCUCCUUUUCCACAUCCAGCUCCAAGAGGAAUAUGGCUUUGUAAGGCAUCAAUUACAUUAUGAUAUUCAAUUUAAAUAUAACAGAAAAUUGACACAUUAGUGGGGAAUAAGCCUUAUAAGAAUAUCAAGCUGAAGAUAAUGAGAGUUGCAUGGCUAUGACUUAGUGAUAAUUAGCAAUAUUUAGGAGAUGCUAGUUAACUAGUCUUUCAGGGUCUAACAUGGUUUGUUUUCCUAUUGGCCAAAGAUUUAUAAUUCAUCAAUAUUUGUAGCUGUUAGGACAAAUAAAAUUUGGGGUUUAGUGAUUGGGGCACAGAUCUCCUGUUCUUUGCUUGUUCUCCACACAUGGUUGCUUUAUUGGUUUCCUCCAGGUUCCCCGUUUUCCUCACUAGUCCAAAGACAUAUGAUUUUCUUUAGUGUAUGAAUGUGUGUGCAUGUGAUUGUGUCCUGGGAUAGGUUGGUGUUCCUUGCCUUGUCCCCCGAGUCCUCUAGGAGAGGCUUCAUAUGACCAUGUGUAGGAUAAGCGCUCCAGAAAAUGAAUGGAUGGCUACAUGGCUCAUUUAAUGGUAUUAAAGCAUUUCUUUUAAAACGGAAACUUUUUGAACACAAAGCUUUAUGUCACCUGAAACUUUAAUAUAAAGAAUUUUAAGAAUAUUUAAGUCAUCCUUUUCUGUUGGCAGUUGACAUCAUCCAGAGGCUUGUGUAAAUUCUGUCAUCCAGGGGUCAUGCUGUCAACAAACUCAAUGCUGAAAACUAGGCGUAUUAAGUGUACCUUUCCUCAUGAACUGGUUUGCAGAAAUUGUGCCUAUUGUAUCCCGAUCCCCCAACCCCAAAUCCACACAUCAGCAUCUCUACACAAACACAAAGAUAUUUAUGAUUUGUCUCUACGUCUUCUAUGUUUCCACACAGCAGCGGUUCUCUUUUUCUCUGUAUAAACUGAUCUAUGGUUAAACUAAUGCAUGCAGGGUCUUAAAAUGCAGUACCUGAGUUUGACCCUUAGGUGUCAAUAGCUUGAUAUUGCAUGCUGGACGUAGUGACCUGACUCUGGUCAUGAUUAGUUUUCUUUGCAUGAGAAGUUGCUGUUAACAACGGAUGGGGUUAAAGAAGAAAUAAAAACUCACGUUCACCUGUUUUUACUUUGAUUUUGAUGUACCAAAGUUAAAGAAUGUACAUGAAUGUCUAUAGCAGCUGCUAACAAUUUGGUGAAACUCAGAUCGUGCAUGUUGUUCACACUCAUGUCCAUGUUUGUAUAUAGUUGUAUUAUAUGGAUGCCUGUCUUGUUUCAAAAUAUAUUUUGCACUGAAUGUACCAAAGUUUUGUGGGCUA